Messenger RNA from Acinonyx jubatus (cheetah), 1083 nucleotides. Its product is annotated as olfactory receptor 8J3-like. The coding region runs from base 52 to 1083 and encodes 343 amino acids. Gene Ontology annotation, cellular component: membrane. Gene Ontology annotation, molecular function: G protein-coupled receptor activity; odorant binding; olfactory receptor activity. The record is from RefSeq and is a predicted model, not a curated record. Lineage: Eukaryota; Metazoa; Chordata; Mammalia; Carnivora; Felidae. The transcript has a single exon. Gene Ontology annotation, biological process: sensory perception of smell; G protein-coupled receptor signaling pathway.
UUCAUACAUCAUUCCAGGAAAUCUCACCUAAGGAAUUACCCUUACUGCCUAAUGAAAGUCCUAAAAAAUAAAUCUUUAGAGUUUGUAACCACUUCUCCUUUUCUUCUCCAAACAGAUGAGUUUCCAAACCCUUACAUGGCUCCAGGGAACCUCACCCUGGUGACUGAGUUCAUUCUCAUGGGAGUCUCAGACCGCCCAGAGCUCCAGAUUCCGCUCUUCUUUGUUUUCCUGGUGAUCUAUGGGCUGACCAUGGCAGGGAAUCUGGGCAUCAUCACCCUCACCAGUGUUGACUCUCAACUUCAAACCCCCAUGUACUUCUUCUUGCGCCAUUUGGCUAUCAUCAAUCUUGGCGAUUCUACUGUCAUUGCCCCUAAAAUGCUGAUCAAUUUUUUAGUACAGAAGAAAACCACCUCAUACUAUGAAUGCGCCACCCAACUGGGAGGGUUCUUAUUUUUCAUUGUAGCCGAGGUGCUCACGUUAGCUGUGAUGGCUUAUGACCGCUAUGUGGCCAUUUGUAACCCCCUGCUUUACAUGGUGGUGGUAUCUCCACAGAUCUGCCUUCUGCUGGUAUCCCUCACAUACCUCUAUGGCUUUUCCACAGGUAUUGUGGUUUCAUAUUGUAUAUUUUCUCUGUCUUAUUGCUCCUCCAAUGUAAUCAAUCAUUUCUUCUGUGAUAUUGUCCCACUGUUAACAUUGUCCUGCUCUGAUACUUACCUUCCAGAGACAAUAGUAUUUAUAUCCGCAGCUACAAAUUUGGUCUUAUCCUUGAUAAUAGUUGUAGUAUCUUAUUUCAACAUUGUAUUGUCCAUUCUAAGGAUGCGUUCAUCAGAAGGAAGGAAAAAAGCCUUUUCCACAUGUGCUUCACAUAUGAUGGCUGUCACUGUGUUCUAUGGGACCCUUCUCUUCAUGUAUUUGCAGCCUCAAACUAACUACUCAUUGGAUACUGAUAAAAUUGCUUCCGUGUUUUAUACACUGGUGAUCCCCAUGUUGAAUCCCAUGAUCUACAGCCUGCGGAAUAAGGAUGUGAAGGCUGCCUUACAGAGAUUUCUAACAAUUUCAUGCUAUUCCUUAAAAUCAGUGUAA